AUGCGUCCCUCGAUCAUUACUUUAGCUGCACUUGCAGCCGGUGUUAGUGCUUUCAAAGACACUUCUCCAUUCGUUCUCUUUUCUACCUCGCCAUUUCAUACGGGAUUGGAAAAGUCAGCACCAUUACGGACGAAUGAUGAAGUUAUUACGGCCGCGUCCACGGCGCUAUCGCUAUGUAAUACCGAAGUAUAUCUCUUCGUGAAUGCGCCCGGUAUUACAUCUUCUGAUCUAUCUUCACACGCGCCACAUCUUCGGAGAGCUGCCAGCGAUAGGAAGCUUUAUGGGAGGUACAUUGUUACUGAGGCUCUGGGAUUGACUGCAUCCACCGCAGAUAAUCUGGCGGAGGUGGUGAGAAAGGAAUGUCGUGCUUCGACUGCGGAUGAGUCGUCUACUAUGGCGCAGGCCUUGACACAAACGCAAGGUGGGAAACCCAUCAUAGUCUCAUGGAAUUACGAAAGCUCGACUGCUGCUGGAGAAAGUAGAGAUGCAAUGGUUGCGAAUACGGAUGCGCACUUUUACAACAACUUCAUGAGGGACCUGGAAGGGCUUAAAUACACUGUAGUCUUCUCCACUACCCCCUCAGACACUCUAGCCGCCGAUGAAAUCACAUACGAACCUACAUUCGAUGUUGGCGUACAUAUGGACCUCAAGAGGGCUCUGUUGACAAGAGCACCUGCUCCAACUGCAAGCAACGAUACCAGACCUCUGUUUGAGAAAUAUCAAUACUUCACACCUGGACUCUUCAUGGGAAUUCUCGUGUCUCUCCUGCUACUCUCAAUCCUUAGUGUCGGUAUCAGUGCGAUUUCAAGUCUAGAGGUGUCAUACGGUGCUUUUGAGAAGGAAAUGGGACCUGCGGCACAGAAGAAAGCCCAGUAA
Molecule: messenger RNA, 876 nt
Organism: Glarea lozoyensis ATCC 20868
Lineage: Eukaryota; Fungi; Ascomycota; Leotiomycetes; Helotiales; Helotiaceae
Exons: 4
Coding region: 1-876 (291 amino acids)
Biological process (GO): (1->6)-beta-D-glucan biosynthetic process; fungal-type cell wall biogenesis
Cellular component (GO): endoplasmic reticulum membrane
Source: RefSeq, a predicted model, not a curated record